Messenger RNA from Oreochromis niloticus (Nile tilapia), 3337 nucleotides. RefSeq names its product CASP8 and FADD-like apoptosis regulator a (gene cflara). Gene Ontology annotation, molecular function: protein binding; cysteine-type endopeptidase activity. The transcript has 10 exons. The coding region runs from base 301 to 1668 and encodes 455 amino acids. The record is from RefSeq and is a predicted model, not a curated record. Lineage: Eukaryota; Metazoa; Chordata; Actinopteri; Cichliformes; Cichlidae. Gene Ontology annotation, biological process: regulation of apoptotic process; proteolysis.
UCGGCUGCCAUUUUUCUUUGCUUUCCCUUUCGGUUGUGCCAUUGCGCAGUUUUUGUAAAAGGACAGAACUUAUAUGGUAUUCAUCCGGUUAAGUUUUCUUUGUUAAGCGGAUCCUCGCUGGUUUCAUUUUACGUUGGGAAGUAUUUGGUAAAUCCCCUCCCUCGGGUUUUUAAGUGGUGCGUCACUUCUAUAGUUUCCCUUCUUCUGCUUUGCUACGUGUUUGUUGCAGGACUCUUUUCGGCUUUGACUACAAUUCUUUAUUCUGGACUCAUCACCUCUUAAAGUUUUACCAAAUUCCACAUGGCUGUUCCGGAACAAUUUCAGCUACAUGCUAUAAAUGAAAUCGCGGAAGCUCUCAGCAGCAAUGAACGCAGUAGGCUCUUCUAUCUAUGUGAAAGCUUGGACACGGACCACAGUGUGGCUUGUAUGAAGGAGAUGCUCAGAUCAAAAGUGACGCACCAUCAAAACGCUCACCUGUUUCUGGCACAGCUCAUGUUUUGUUUGGGGCGUUUGGAUAUCCUAAGGAAGGUGUGUAAAGUCAGCAGGGAUGACUUGGAGAGGACCAGACAAAUGGUCCCAAGUUUCAGAGUAUUGAUGGCAGAAUUAAGUGAGGAGCUGGACACCGGAGAUUUGGACAGUAUUAAAUUCCUGUUAACUUGCAAAUUAUCUCGUGAAAAGCUUGAGAAGACAAAGAGUUUCCUGGAUAUUAUUGUUGAACUUGAAAAGCUGGAUUCAGUCUCACCAGAAAGACUUGACGUCGUAGAGGAGUGCUUGAGAAACAUUGGCAGGAUUGAUCUAGUCAAAAAACUGACCACUUACAAGAAUUCAGCUAGGGCACCUGAACAGCAGCGAAAUUUGUCUCUGCAGCAACCCCGUAGAAUUUCUCAUGUUACACAAGAACGCUGCAUGGUAGAAGUGAGCCCACGACUAGGUGCCUGCGUACAGCCGCGCUCUGAGAGUGGGCCAGAUUGCUAUAAAUUUAACACUAAUCCCAGAGGACACUGUGUGAUCAUAGACUGCGUGGGUAAUGAUGGAGAAAAAUUGGAACAAACAUUUAAGGCUCUUCACUUCAGCGUGGAUGUCCACCAGUAUCUGAGUUCUGAUGAGGUGUUUUCAGCUCUCAAUAUGAUUCUCAAUAAGAUGGAGAAACUCAGAAAUGAUAGCUUUGUGUGCUGCAUCAUUAGCCGUGGCACAGAAAGUCAACUUUUGGGCACAGAUUCGACUGGAUAUGGAUUUUCUAUCAACGAAGUCAGGCGUCUUUUCAAUGCUAAUAGAUGCCCGUCGUUGGCGGGCAAGCCCAAACUUUUCUUCAUCCAGAGAUACAACGUACCUAAGUUGUCCCCGCGCCCCAGGAUGAACCUAGAUGAUGAGCACCUCGAGACAGAUGGCUGUGAUGGGGCUGUCACAGCAGCUAUUCCUAUGGAUGCAGAUGUGUUCUGGAGUCACUGCUGGACAGAUGAGCGUCAGCUGGAAGAAGAGGAACAUAGCUCUGUGUAUGUGAACGCUCUGACAAAUGCUUUGCGCAAAGCCCAAAACAGGAAAAUUAAGAUUGAUGAUAUUCAAAUGGAGGUGAACAAUGUCGUCUUUGAACACAGCAGAAGUAAUCCACAAGCCAACUACCACCUUGAUGUAAAACACACCCUGAGGAGAGAUCUGUACUUACAAUAAAGAAUUUAUUUACUAUUUGUUUGCUAAACACCGUGAAGUAUCUGGUACCAGCAGAUAGACCUUAGAGUCACUGUGGCUCCUCAGCUGAAUUCUCCUGAUACCCUUCUGUAACUAGAUGUUAAAUUCAGUUAGUGUGGGGAUGGAAAAGUUAAACAUCCACACUGAUAAUUAGUUACGGCAGCUCGAACUCAAGUUAAUUAUUUGCUUAUCAGUAACUUAGUGCCUCCUCAGUGCUUUUGCAGCACUGAGGAGGCCACCGACUUUGGAGCGGAGGCGACUGUCCAGGUCCUGUUUCCUUGUGAUAAAAAAAGAGGACAUUCAUCAGCUUGCGCAGCUAAACUAUACUUGUGGACUUCUUAAUCUUUGAGCGCAGGUGUCUCCAUCCCAAUGCCACGGGUCUCUGAAAUCAUGCACGUAGCCGUGAAGUCUGCCUUUACAAACAUUUGUGAAAAAAUGGGCCGUUCUAAAGAGCUCACCAAGUGCAGUGCUGCAAUACGAUACCACUGCCAGUGAAAGUUCUUGGCUCCUAGAUAUUCAGCAAUCAACUGUAAGUGGUAUGAUUGGAAAUGAAAGUUUUUAGGGACCACAGCAGCUAAGCCAUGCAGCGGCAGAUCGGCUAAAGUCGUAGAGUGCAGUCGGCCUGAGGUAUAUAGUGCGUUAGAGUCACCACCACACUGCUAACUCGUUAACUGCAGAGCUCAUCGGGGAUUAACGUCACAAACAUAGCAAACAUAUUUUGCCUUGAGUACACGGUCAAUUGCACAUAAAUGACAGCAUGAAGGCUUCUCUGUCUUUUCAUUUCUGUUUUCGCUUUAUUUUAUUUCAUUUUUUUAUGUAGCACAUGAGUCAAAUGGCCCUCAAUCAAGUUUGUUGCCCGUCCAGUUGUAUACUACUGCUGACAGUGUCGGACAAACAAGUAUUGAUGCAGCUCAGAACUUGCUCAAGAAGAACGUUUUUAUUGCGUAUAUAGUGACACCUAAUGGUCAUAUGUAGUCACAACAUGUUAUAGUUGGAGGUAAAAACUGAAAACGUUAAAUGUGUAUUUAUUGUUAUUAUUAACUUUAAUUUUCACCCAGGGUGUUGGUGGAUGUUUAAUAAUAUAUGUUGUAUUUCAACAGAUUGAUCAUUUUAGCAGAUAAAUCAACUGCGACAGUUCCCAACCUUAACUCCACAGGCAGCAACGUUUUAAAACUUAAAGGUUUACCAAACAGGACACCCAGUCAUCCGGACUGUGAAGGUUACAGUGCAUUGGGGGAAAGGAAAAAAAAAGUAUGCUUAAAACUUAAAGAUGACUUGCAAUAUUUAUUUACACUCCACGCUGUACAUUUGUGCAUUUGUAACAUUUUUUUUCUUGUUGAAAACAAUCUAAGCUAAUUUGUACUUUAAAUUAUUAUUUUUAAAAUGUAUGCAGAAACCUUGAAAACUUCUCUUAAUGAAGGAAACACUAUCAUGCUUUUUUUUCAAUGUACUUAAAUAUAUAUUUAUGUAUAUGUAAAAAGAAAUUCCCCCUGAUUGAUGUUGUAAUAUUUGUAAUUUAACCCACUACUGUAGUUUGUUUUUGUCACCGUGUAAGUACAUUACAUUUUUUUGUUUGUUUUAAAAUAUGUAUCUAUGUUAGUGUGCUACAGUGCAAUUGGGAGGAUGCUAACAUAGUUGAUACAAAAUUUAA